Pelobates cultripes (western spadefoot toad) is the source of this 1348-nucleotide messenger RNA. The record is from the annotation of a GenBank genome assembly. NCBI's taxonomy places the organism in Eukaryota, Metazoa, Chordata, Amphibia, Anura, Pelobatidae.
AUGACAGCAGAGAAACACACAGAGCGUGCACACAGUAUGACAGCAGAGAAACACACAGAGCGUGCACACAGUAUGACAGCAGAGAAACACACAGAGCGUGCGCACAGUAUGACAGCAGAGAAACACACAGAGCGUGCACACAGUAUGACAGGAAAGAAACACACAGAGUGUACACACAGUAUGACAGCAGAGAAACACACAGAGCGUGCACACAGUAUGACAGCAGAGAAACACACAAAGCGUGCACACAGUAUGACAGCAGAGAAACACACAGAGUGUGCACACAGUAUGACAGCAGAGAAACACACAGAGUGUACACACAGUAUGACAGGAGAGAAACACACAGAGUGUACACACAGUAUGACAGCAGAGAAACACAGAGCGUGCACACAAUAUGACAGCAGAGAAACACACAGAGUGUGCACACAGUAUGACAGCAGAGAAACACACAGAGCGUGCGCACAGUAUGACAGCAGAGAAACACACAGAGCGUGCACACAGUAUGACAGCAGAGAAACACACAGAGCGUACACACAGUAUGACAGCAGAGAAACACACAGAGUGUACACACAGUAUGACAGCAGAGAAACACACAGAGCGUACACACAGUAUGACAGCAGAGAAACACACAGAGCGUACACACAGUAUGACAGCAGAGAAACACACAGAGCGUGCACACAGUAUGACAGCAGAGAAACACACAGAGCGUACACACAGUAUGACAGCAGAGAAACACACAGAGCGUGCACACAGUAUGACAGCAGAGAAACACACAGAGCGUGCACACAGUAUGACAGCAGAGAAACACACAGAGCGUACACACAGUAUGACAGCAGAGAAACACACAGAGCGUGCACACAGUAUGACAGCAGAGAAACACACAGAGUGUGCACACAGUAUGACAGCAGAGAAACACACAGAGCGUGCACACAGUAUGACAGCAGAGAAACACACAGAGCGUGCACACAGUAUGACAGCAGAGAAACACACAGAGCGUACACACAGUAUGACAGCAGAGAAACACACAGAGUGUACACACAGUAUGACAGCAGAGAAACACACAGAGCGUGCACACAGUAUGACAGCAGAGCAACACACAGAGCGUACACACAGUAUGACAGCAGAGAAACACACAGAGUGUGCACACAGUAUGACAGCAGAGAAACACACAGAGCGUGCACACAGUAUGACAGCAGAGAAACACACAGAGUGUGCACACAGUAUGACAACACAGACACAGACAGAGUACACAUACAAUAUGACACCACAUACACACCUAAAUCUAAAACCUGCAGGCAGCGUCGAGAAUCGGGCUGGAAGUCUCCUACUCAAGCAAUGCUAUGUCUAG